This is a messenger RNA of Pneumocystis murina B123, 1485 nucleotides long. RefSeq lists its product as hypothetical. Gene Ontology annotation, cellular component: sno(s)RNA-containing ribonucleoprotein complex. Gene Ontology annotation, molecular function: RNA binding. The record is from RefSeq and is a predicted model, not a curated record. Gene Ontology annotation, biological process: ribosome biogenesis; box H/ACA snoRNP assembly; pseudouridine synthesis. The transcript has 4 exons. Lineage: Eukaryota; Fungi; Ascomycota; Pneumocystomycetes; Pneumocystales; Pneumocystaceae. The coding region runs from base 1 to 1485 and encodes 494 amino acids.
AUGGAAAACCUAUCAGAAAAGGAUAGAGAAAAAGACGAAAAUCAAAAGUCAGAAGUGAUUCUACAAAAGCUAAACGAAAUAAAGAAAGAUCAAAUAUUUCAUAUUCCAGGCCUUUUUUUGCUUGAAUAUCCUGAAGAAAAGGAAGUAGGCCAUGAAAAGCUUAAAACAUGUGAGGAACUAAAGGAACCUAUUGAUAGGGAUUCAAAUAUUUUUACAGAAAAAAAAAAUUCAGUAAUAAAUGACUCCACAAAAAUAGAAAUUAAAGAAAAUCAAAAAACAAUUGAUUUUGAUAGCGUUUACAAGGCAUCUGAAAAUGAGGAAGUGGUUAUUGAAUAUGAUUCAGAAAGUCUUAUAUCAUCGGAUACAGAAAGUUCAGACUUAAGUUUAAAAAGCGAAAAAAAAAAAAUUAACUAUUUUGCAUCAUCAAUGGAUUCAGUUCAUGAAAGUUCAGAAGAAAGCGAAUGCGAUAGUAUAAAAAAUAUACAUGAUAAAAACAAAGCACUUUCAAAUGAUGAAAAGAGCAAUAAUGUAUUUGAAUUUCCAAAAACAAAAAAUGAAAUUCUUUAUAAAAACAUAGAAAUAAAGAAACUGGAUGUUAUAAUAACUGAUAAUAUUCCAAUUGAAUAUCUUGGGGAGAUAUCUCAAAUCGUAGACAAUAUCGUUGUUAUUAAAUCGUUCGUAUUUGAUGAAUAUAAGGUCUUAGACGAAGAAACAUUGCUAGUCUUGGAAGAUCGUUCUAUUUUAGGACUUAUUUUUGAAGUAUUUGGACGAGUUUCACAACCUUUGUAUUCUGUUAGACUUGACGCUCGAGAAAAGAUUGACAAAGAAAAAAUUAGCAUAGGUAAAAAAGUUUAUCUUGUAGUAGAAUACAGCAAAUAUAUUUUUACAAAAGAAUUAAAAGCAAACAAAGGAAGCGAUGCCAGCAAUAUUCAUGAUGAAGAAAUUGAUGAAAACGAACAAGAAUUUUCGGAUGACGAGGAAGAAAUGAAGUAUAAAUCCUUGAUUAAAAGCACAAAAUCUCAAUCUGAAAAUAAAAUCACAACUCAAAACCUUACAAGGCACAGAAAUUCAGAAAAGGAUACAAAUACAUCAUAUAAUACACAAAAAUCUCGCAUAUAUCUUUCACAACCGAGCACUAUUCACCCAUCUUAUUCAUAUAUUAACAAUCUAUCAAUAAAUACACAAUCCCAACCAUUAUCUAACCAUCAACAUAUCGACAAUCUUAAUCAAUUACUUUUUUUCAAAAAUCAUCUACAAAAUAAUGCCAUAUCAUCUCAGCAAUCACGGCCCACAUCAAUACCUUAUUCUUUUUCAUCUAUUCAUCAACAAAAUAACCAUGGAACUCCAUUCAACACUUAUUCUCAAAUACAGCAUUCUACAUUAAAUCAACUUACUCCUUUACAUUCUACCUCUACAAAAAAAAACAUAUCUCUACCUUCUAACAUUCAUCAACAAGCUUUUUCAUACAAAACAUCUUACGAAUAA